CAACAUAGGCAAAGUGCCUAAAGUCAUCAUAGAGUUUAGGUUUAGGUUUGUUAUAGCAGUGUCACAAUCACUUCCAGCAAACGUCAUUACCCCUUUUCUCCUACAAAUUCCUACACUAUAUUAUUUACCAAUUACCAAUUUACCACUACUUUUAUUUGUUUGUCUUACAAGUAUUACUUAUACCUCCUUAUAAAAAUUUCCACACAAACUCUGAAUUUCUAAAACUCCAUUACCAACAAUUCUACACACCCUCAUCAUCAUCAUCAUCAUCAUCAUCAACAUUGUUAUUUUUAUUCAAACCCAUUUAUACAUAAAGAAGAUCUCAAUACGAUGGCACCAGGAAGUGGCGGAACGGCUUCGACAACGACUAGGACGCCGUCAUGGAAAGAGAGAGAGAACAACAAGAGAAGAGAGCGAAAGCGUAGAGCCAUUGCUGCUAAAAUCUUCUCGGGGCUUCGAAUGUACGGGAGUUAUAAACUACCCAAGCAUUGUGACAAUAAUCAAGUUCUUAGAGCUCUUUGUCAUGAAGCUGGCUGGAUUGUUGAACCUGAUGGCACUACUUAUCGAAAGGGGUGCAAGCCUAUCAAACCCUUGGGCAUCACAGGCAGGUCUAUAUCAGCGAGUCCAUGCUCAUCAUACCAACCGAGCCCUAGUUCUUCUUUCCACCUGAGCCCUGCAUCCUCCUCUUUAGCAAGCCUUGCUUCAUCUUCUUACACCGCUAACACAACUUUUCUCCAAGGGACUUCUCUGAUUCCAUGGCUUAAGAACCUGUCACCACCACCCUCGUCUUCCAAGCUACCUCAUCUCUACAUUCAUGGAAAUUCCAUUAGUGCUCCUGUAACCCCUGCUUUAUGCUCAUCUCCUACCUCUCCGACAUUCAACCUUGUCUCUUCUCAUCAUCCAUUUGGUGGAUUCUUUACAGCAAAUGCUGUGGUUGGGGGAGGUUCUUCUCGAAUGCUGUCGCCUCUGCAAAGUGGAACUUGUUCUCCUGCUAUUCCUGCAGGAUGUGAUCACAGUGCUGGUGUUCCAGUGUCUAGAAUGUCAGAUGAGUUUGCUCUCAGGAGUAAUGCCAAGGGACUUCUCAAAGCAUGGGAAGGAGAGAUCAUUCAUGAAGAUUGUGGAUCCGACGAUCUUGAGCUCACACUUGGAUCCUCCAGGACAAGGUAA
This is a messenger RNA of Chenopodium quinoa (quinoa), 1167 nucleotides long. RefSeq names its product BES1/BZR1 homolog protein 4-like. The transcript has 3 exons. Gene Ontology annotation, biological process: DNA-templated transcription; brassinosteroid mediated signaling pathway. The coding region runs from base 331 to 1167 and encodes 278 amino acids. Gene Ontology annotation, molecular function: DNA-binding transcription factor activity. Lineage: Eukaryota; Viridiplantae; Streptophyta; Magnoliopsida; Caryophyllales; Amaranthaceae. The record is from RefSeq and is a predicted model, not a curated record.